GAAAACGACAAUAAUAUUAGGGGUUUAGCACUUUAUACGAAAAAGUGCUAAGCAAAAAAAUCUUUGGCGAAGGGGUUCUGGUCCCUUGCAGAUAAACCCUGACAGAGGUCUCUCCUUCUCCGGGAAAAACCCCUUGAGCCUUUUUGGUCUCCAAUCCAAGUUGGUACCCUUCAAUUAUUAAGCUCAAUCGACAGUAGCUUAUAAUGGAACCCAAGCUCUUGCUUUCUACAACCAAAGCCUCAGUAUCUUCUUCUUUACCCUUCUUUCUAUCUUUCAAGACUUCUUUUCUUCGACUACCCAAUGAUUCUGUCAAAACCCAUUUCUCUGGCUCAACGAUUCAACCAGAAAAGUCGCCAUUUUUGGGCAAAAGUUUGGUUUUACAGGAGAGAAGUGUUUUUUUCAAUAACCCCAGAAAAACCCAUGUCCCAUUUGGGCCAAUAAGAGCUGUUGUGAAGAGAAGGAAAGAGCUUCCUUUCGAUAACGUGAUACAAAAGGAUAAGAAGCUGAAAUUGGUUUUGAAGAUAAGGAAGAUUCUGGUGAACCAACCUGAUAGAAUUAUGUCGCUUAGAGAUUUGGGUAGGUACAGAAGAGAGUUGGGACUCAAUAAGAAACGGCGGUUCAUUGCUCUUUUAAAGAAGUUUCCGGCGAUUUUUGAGAUUGUGGAAGAAGGGGUCUUUUCAUUGAAAUUCAAACUGACCCCAGCAGCUGAAAAGCUUUACUUUGAGGAGUUGAAGAUUAGGAAUGAGAUGGAAGAUUUGUUAGUGGUGAAGCUGAGGAAACUUUUGAUGAUGUCCUUGGAUAAGAGAAUUUUGCUGGAGAAGAUUGCCCACCUGAAGAAUGACUUUGGGCUUCCCACAGAGUUUCGUGACACUAUAUGUCAUCGAUAUCCGCAAUAUUUCAGAAUUGUGGCAACUGAGCGAGGUCCCGCAUUAGAAUUAACUCAUUGGGAUCCCGAGCUUGCUGUUUCAGCAGCUGAGCUUUCUGAGGAGGAAACUCGGGAGAGGGAGCUAGCAGAGAAGGAUUUGAUUAUUGACAGGCCUCUUAAAUUCAACAGAGUUAAGCUACCAAAGGGUCUUAAUCUAUCCAAGGGUGAGAUGAGGAAGAUAGCACUUUUUAGAGACAUUCCUUAUAUAUCCCCUUACUCUGAUUUCUCAGAGUUGAGACCGGGUACAAGGGAGAAAGAAAAACAUGCUUGUGCUGUUGUUCAUGAGAUUCUGAGCCUCACUAUCGAGAAAAGAACCCUUGUGGAUCACCUUACUCAUUUUCGGGAGGAGUUUCGGUUUUCUCAGCAGGUGAGGGGAAUGCUGAUUAGGCACCCGGAUAUGUUUUAUGUGUCCUUGAAAGGGGAUAGAGAUUCAGUUUUUCUAAGGGAAGCAUAUCGUGAUUCUCAGUUGAUAGACAAGGAUCGUUUGUUAAUCAUCAAGGAGAAGCUUCGUUCUCUAGUUUCUGUUCCUCGAUUUCCAAGAAGAGGCGCUCCUCGGAGAGAUUCAGAUUCACAAGAUGUUGAUGUUAAGUCAGAAGAUGGAGCUGACGAGGAAGGAGAAGAAUGGGCUAAUGCUGAUGAUUUCAGGAAUGAUUCUGGGUUUGAUGAUGAUGGUGUUGAAGAUGAUGAUGACGAAGAUGAUUGGAGUGAUGAAGAUGAUGAAACACCACCAGAUUUUGAGGAAGAUGGUGAUUCUAUGAGUGUUGGAGUGAGAAACUCAAACAAACAGGACUUGAACUCAACAAAGCAUGAUGAGAAAGUCCUUACUCCUGUCUUGCCUGAUGGUCGGCCAAGAGAACGCUGGUAAAAUUGGCUGAGACUGUCUACUUCUUGAUUUGUCCAGGGGCCUUGAUAAGAGAGCUUGUUUUCUGUUUUGAACUUGCUUACUCUGGAAAUUUCAUCCGCGGACUCCUAUUACCGUUAUACUGUAUGGGCUUAGGACCUUGUUCCUUGCAUAUUUGGAUUAGGAAAGUGCAAUGUAAUAGACAAGACAUCAACUACACAUGUAAUAUUCUUCUCAGAAUGUAACAUUUCUAAAGAUUAGUUUCCUAUUUGGAAGAGCAUUUAACUGAAAUUGUACUAAAUAACAAUUUUUUUGUUGUUGCAAGUUUUGCCACUAACAGGUUCAUGCUUAUAAAGAAUAAUAAUGAAUGAAAUUUGUUAAUAUGCAGUAGUUCAGGCUCUCUGAAUAUGUAUCCUUUAUUUUUUGCACUUGCUCCAGCUUAUUAAAAUAUCAUGGAACGUUGUUAACUGUUGAUGACUGGUACGAAGAUUUUCAAUCAUCACAAGGUCAAAAGUUGUGUAUGACACUGUUUCUUGUUCAUGCAGCUUCUCCAAUUUUCAAGGCUUCGAAAUCACUGGUUCAAACUGUUGCAUAAUUGGCCGUUUAUUAUGUUGAUAAGGGCUUAUAAUGAGCUGCUAGUAGUAGUCCUCAUCCUCCGAAAGAACAAAAGCUACAAUUGGAUUUGGAGGGUGAGACUACAUGUUUAAUCCUGAACACAUAAUAGAGAACCUUUACAUCAUGAUCAGGUGAAUGGCCAUGGAAUCUUGGUUGAUUUAAUCUCCCAAAAAGCGCAUGUCGUCAUUCGUGUCGUCAUGUUCUUCAUACUUUGCAACUUGCAUCCAAAUUAUCUAUCGAGAAUAAAGAUUAGGAACUUGCCUUGUGUGGACAUAAUGUCGUAGCAUGUAUUGUUGAAGGUUCCUUGGCCACUUUAUUCUUCACUGAGGUUGAUAAAGAUGCAAUGGCCCCAAGUUCCACUUCCUCUUGUCCAUUUGGGUUGAAAGAACCUAUAAUGUGGAACAUGAGGUUGUGGUUACGCCACUCGUGUCAGAAUCAAGGAUAUUCCUAAUUUAUACCAUUCUCUAUAUGCACACGUGCACACACGUGUGAACCCCAAAUCUUGGGAACUAUAAAUAGGUGUAUCAGGACACACUCUGAGUAAGCAAAAGGUCUUGUGGCCUAACAAAGAGGUCUCUAGCUCACUCAUAAAAAGAGCUAGAGAAAAGCAGCAAUAAUAGUUAGUUUUUGUUCUGUGAUGAUCUCAUCUAUGGUAGCCGUCUUAUCACUCUCCCUUAAGGCUUCUAGAUUUUGGUGAAUGGCAAAAGCUGGGAGCCUUAAGGGGAGAGUGGCUAGAUUGGUGCCAUGAGUUUUCUAUUCCAAGGACAUCAGAUCAGAGUACUUACGGCCUGGCCUUCUUUGGCCCUUGUUUGUUCUUGUUGCUAACCAUUUUGCUUUUUGUUGUGCUUAAACUUCAGUAACUAUUCUCUUUCAGUUGUUUCAGGUCUUAAAAGGUCUCCUUGUUCUAGCAAAAGAACUCAAUUAUUUCACAGUUGUUUUCAGGUCUUUAAAGGUCUCCUUGUUCUAGCAAAAGAACUCAUUUAUUUCAUGGAAAUUUGAGUGAGAAAAUGUCAUUAGUAAGAUGUGAAAACAUCACUCUUCUAUACCACCUAUGCGUCUACGUGUCCUUAUAUAAUUAUAAAUAUAUAUAUAUAUUUCCAACAUA
Humulus lupulus (European hop) is the source of this 3486-nucleotide messenger RNA. Its product is annotated as protein WHAT'S THIS FACTOR 1 homolog, chloroplastic. Lineage: Eukaryota; Viridiplantae; Streptophyta; Magnoliopsida; Rosales; Cannabaceae. The record is from RefSeq and is a predicted model, not a curated record. Gene Ontology annotation, molecular function: RNA binding. Bases 204 to 1790 code for a protein of 528 amino acids. The transcript is spliced from 2 exons.